Messenger RNA from Cyprinodon variegatus (sheepshead minnow), 1787 nucleotides. It is a transcript of the gene nrm, whose product is annotated as nurim (nuclear envelope membrane protein). Lineage: Eukaryota; Metazoa; Chordata; Actinopteri; Cyprinodontiformes; Cyprinodontidae. The coding region runs from base 143 to 1219 and encodes 358 amino acids. Gene Ontology annotation, cellular component: nuclear membrane. The record is from RefSeq and is a predicted model, not a curated record. The transcript has 9 exons.
UCAGGGCGUCUGCAAACUUGUUGCGCUCUAAGAAGCAACAGUAGUAAACCCAGAGAUCAGCUCUCCUUACAGCUGUCUGUAAAUUUAGAGCCUCUGAACUCUGUCAGAGUGGGAAACAGACAACUGGGAACAAACAGGAGACAUGGAGCCUAGAUACAGUCCCAGCCUUUGCUUUGGAAGCUGCACUAAAUGCGGUGAACCAGUGUAUGUCACAGAAGGAGCCUGCAGAGCGAUGGGACAUUUAUUCCACAACACAUGCUUCACCUGCAGCAUUUGCAGCAAACAACUAAAAGGACAGCCAUUUUUCACAGUAUCAGGACACGUAUACUGUGAAGAUGAUUUUUUGUUUUCUGGAGUUCACCCAUCUGAAGAAGUGUGUAACAGUUGCGGAUGUUCAAUCACAGAUUUGACAGGAGCUGCAGGGUCAGCCCUUCGCUGUGGACUCAGACUGCAAGGUUUACUGCAUCACCGACUAUCACAGGGUCCAGUCUCCUCUUUGUUAUGCCUGCACAAAGCCGAUACUCCCAACACAGACUCCAUCCCAUGGUCCAUGGCCUUAAAGGACAGCUCGGUGCUGUGGUCUCUUGUUGUGGAUCUGUCCCUGUUGGCUCUCUUUACGGCACAACACAGCCUGCUGGCUUGGUCCCCGGUCAAACAGGCCCUACAGUCGGUAACGGGGGCCCUGAACAGGACAGCAUACUGCUUUACUACAGCUCUCGCUCUUCAGAUUAUGAUGCGUUACUGGCAACCAGUGACUGGCGCCCCCUGCCUGUGGUCAGUGCGUCAUGCACCCUGGAGUAUAUGGUUUCCUCUACUCUGCUUUUCUCUGCACUUCCUCUGCUGGGCCAUUAUCUGCAGCAUCCUCGUCAUUUUUGAUUAUCCAGAACUACUGGGUAUUAAGCAGGUUUACUAUAAGUGCCUUGGUAUGGGGGAUCCUUUCUCCCAGAAGCCACUGCCUGCUCAGCGCCUCCUGUCCCACCUCCGCCACCCUGUGUGCCUGGAGCUGGUCGUCAUCCUGUGGCUGCUGCCGGCCUUAUCCCUGGACAGACUGCUGCUGGCCGGGACGCUGUCAGCCUACCUGGCUCUGGCACACUCUCUGGACAAACAAGAUUUAGCCUACCUCUGUGCUCGGCUUAAAGACAAGGUGCAGCUCUUUGCCGAGCCACAGCAAGGCAGUGUGGAGCAGAACGGCAGAAACCACAAAGAGAAGGGAGGUUAAUGCAGUCUCACUGCUUUGAUCUAAGGAUGACUUGAUGUGUGCAAGAUUUGUUUCAAUGCUGGAUAUGACCACAGCGGUUCUGUCAUCUUUUUUGUUUACCGCAUACUUUGUUUAACAGCAUUGUCUUAAUGAGAUUUCACUCUGGGAUUAUUAUCUGUUUAUUACUGUUGGAUGUAAGAAAAGGACAUCAUGUUGCAUUUCUGAUACUGUAAAUAUAUAUCAUUUUUUUGUAACUUGAAUAAACUGGGGAAAGACUAUAGGUCUAGAUAAUUCAAGCAAGUUAGUAUUAUGUCAUUUAAAGGGGUGAUGAGCACAUUUUUGGUAAUAAUUAGUCUACCAUUACAUACAGUAUUUUUAACACCAGGUGAAAUAAAUAUUUUAAUGCAAGAUGUUCUUUCUUCUUACCUUUUUUCAAAUAUUUCUUGGUUGCAUUCUUUUAUAGAACUGUUUAUGCUUCACUGUUUUUAUAAAUAAAUUAUAAAGGUAACAGGGUGGUAAUCAAUAUGGAUUUUCUCAGGAGAAAAGAAAUGUGCCUAUUUCAAAUUUUGCACUAAAUGUGUCUUAUAAA